AUGAGAACAAACAACGCUGCGGAAGCUUAUCAUCGUCGAAUCGGCUCGGUUUUUCAGUGUUCACAUCCAACACUUUGGUCCUUCCUAGAGAAGCUAAUUGAAGAAGAAAAUGCGACACAUAUGGACAUUUUACACAUUAAUGCUGGUCAAGCGCUCAAAUUGGAAAGUAAAAGAAACGAACGUUUUGAAAAACGUUUGUUAAGUAUUAUCUCUAACCCGCAUGCAGAUGUUUUAAAACAACUUGAUUCUAUCGCACGUAAUAUAUCAUUGUAA
Messenger RNA from Didymodactylos carnosus, 273 nucleotides. Lineage: Eukaryota; Metazoa; Rotifera; Eurotatoria; Philodinida; Philodinidae. The record is from the annotation of a GenBank genome assembly.